Eptesicus fuscus (big brown bat) is the source of this 3523-nucleotide messenger RNA. RefSeq names its product NOP protein chaperone 1 (gene NOPCHAP1). Bases 52 to 600 code for a protein of 182 amino acids. Lineage: Eukaryota; Metazoa; Chordata; Mammalia; Chiroptera; Vespertilionidae. Gene Ontology annotation, molecular function: box C/D methylation guide snoRNP complex binding. Gene Ontology annotation, biological process: box C/D snoRNP assembly. The record is from RefSeq and is a predicted model, not a curated record. The transcript has 4 exons.
CUUUCCUGCAUCCGGGCGUGGGUGGGCUGGCUCUGAAGCCUCGCGAGCGGCAUGGAGGUCCACGGCGAACCCCAGUGCAGCCCGGGCUCUUCCUCGUCCCCCGAGGAUGGCUCCGGGGUCUCGGUGUCCCAGGAGCUGCUGACGGCGGGGAGCGGCGGCCGCGGAGGUAUAUGGGACAGAUUGCUCAUCAACCCCAAGCCUAAUUCCAGAAAGAAUUCCAGUCUUCAAACAGUUCGGAUAGAGAGGAGUCCCUUAUUGGACCAGGUACAGACCUUUCUCCCACAGAUGGCUCAGGCGAAUGAAAAGCUAAGAAAAGAAAUGGCAGCUGCACCACCUGGUCACUUCAAUAUUGAAAAUAUUGAUGAGACUCUUGGAAACAUUAUACAAAUGGAUGUGGCCUUGUUUGAGAUGAAUCAGUCCGAUUCAAAAGAAGGGGACAGUUCUGAAGAGAAUUCACAGGACAGUUCCGAAUCAGAGGACGAAGAUGAUAGCAACUCUUCUGAAGUCACCGUAGAUAACAUCAAGCUUCCUCAUUCAGAAGAUGGAAAAGGCAAGAUAGAAGUCUUGGACAGUCCUGCCAGUAAAAAAAAGAAACAGUGAAAUAAAUUAUCCAAGAAGCAGGUGACCUACGCCUGCUAAUUCUGUGAAAAAGAAUGUGGCUUGCUGGUUAUUUUGCAUUUCAGGUAGAUGGUGCUUUUAUGUCACAUUGGAUGUGUUUUGUUUCUUGGAGAAACAGAAGCUGACUUUUAAGUAGUUGGACUUGGGUAGCAUUUAGGGAUCUUCUAAGAGAAGUCUGUCUUUGAUCUCAUGCUGAAGAGAUUCAGUUUAGAAAGCUUAACUAUUUUGGGUGAUGAGUGAAUUUUUUGGCAUCUUUUUUCUUCAGUAUAGACUUCAGACAUAUCAAGCUUGUUUUUUAUUUUCUUAUUGAUUUUUUUUUUUAUAAAGAGAGAGGAAGGGAGAGAGAAACAUUAAUUUGUUGUUCCACUUAUUUAUGCACUCAUUGGUUGAUUCUUAUAUGUGCCCUGACCCUUGAUUGACCUGGCAACCUUGGCAUAUCAGGACGACGCUCUAACCAACUGAGCUACCUGGCUAGAGCUUCAAACUUACUUUAAAUUAAAAAUAUGAGUCAGCUGUUCAUUUUAAAUUAUCUCAGAUAAAACAACCUAGGUGGAUUUUGUUGUUCUUAUAACAUCAAAUUUAUUUGUUAGCAUCAAAAUGAGCGAGAAAUUUUUAAGAGAAAUCCUUUUAUAAUAAAAAGAAUUACCUAGAUUUAGCUGCCCUCAGGCAUAUAUCCUCUUAUUUAAAAAUAUAUUUGUUUCCAGUUUGAGCUGGAAAGCUGGUUCUCUGUGGGUUUAAUCACCGUUGGUACCUCUGCAGUCACUCAAUGGCUAUAAAGCUUACUGGUUGGAAAAAUUCAUGUUUUGUUGUUGUUUUCUUUUUUUCAUAAAGCAAAUUUUUUUCCUCAGCUACACAGUUGCUCAUGGUUUGAAACCUAUCAAAUGUAGAAACUAUAGGGACACCACAGGAAAAAACAGGGCACAGAAUUUUAAAAAGUUAACAGCUGUUUUCUCAUUCAAAGCCAAAAACGGUCCACUGAAGUUGACUUUCUGCUCCAUUCUUGACCUUGUUAAACUGUUUCAGAUCUCAUCUGCCAUGGGGCUGGCUUUGCUGAGGAUAUGGAUAUUUUGUCCUCUAAUGUAGAGCUUUCUUUUAAAUAUUUUUCUGUUAUUCCUCAUACUAGCCUUGUAAAUACUCUAAAGACAAUCCCCAAGGUUCUUUCUGGUAUUUCCCAUUGGAAACUGGAACCAGAUCUCCCAGACUGUGCCUCAUGGAUGCAGGAGGAAACGAACAAAUCUGGAAAUAAAACUUCUAAGCUGGGAAGGGUAAUGUGCUAUUCUUCAUAGCACCAAACACACUGUGAUGAAUUAUUAGUGUAAGUAUUUAAAGAUUGUCUUCUACCAGAUAAUUUAUUAUGCUACUAGUACAUUAUGGGAAGAGUUGCAUUUGCCUGGUUCACUACUUAGCAUGGUGCAUGGAACACAGUAGGCACUGAAUAAAUCAAUUAACAGGUGUAUGAGGACAUUUUAAGCCAUGGUAGGCUACUCCAGGCAGGGGGAUAUAAAGGUGUAACUUUACAGGAAAUACAUAUACAAGCAGAAAAAGACUGAAUGAUCAGUAAAAGACUGGUCAGUCUAGAAAUACAUACUAGUAUGUAUAAUUUAAAUAUUUUUCUCGUGCCAUGGCUAUUGCAUAUAAUAGAACUCGGCUUCCUACAGUUGAGGAACUUAACUAAAUUCAGGUCCUCUGGACAUUAUGACACAGAAGAAAAAAGAAAAAAAUUAACAAUUACUAUAUCAUAUGGAUGUCAUUUUAAGCAAGUGUAAAAUGUAAUAGUUAUUUAAUGUACAAUGUUAGGACUGGCUAAUUUUAAACAAGGUUAUAUUCUAGCCUUAUACAAUGUACUAAAAUAAAAUUCUAUAUGGAUUAAAGAUAUAAAUAUAAAGAAAUAAAAUUAUAGGGGUUCCAUACUAACAGGGAGAAUAUUUAAUAAUGUAAUUGGACAAAAACUUUUUUAAAAAGCAGAACAUUAAAGCCCAAAGUUAAAAGAAAUAGAAAGUUUAUCCACAUAAAUAUAAAAACCUAGUUGACAAAGACAUUUAAAGGGCAAAGGACCAAUUGGGAAAAAUAUUUGCAACAUAAGACAGUGAGUGCCAUUAGUAUAAACAAGGCUCUUACAAAUUAGUAAAAAAAAAAAAAUUAUAUAUAUAUAGUGAGAAGACCACAGGACGUAAACAAGUAACGAGUGUUCAACCACAUUUAUCAAAGAAAUCAAGAUUGUAUUUCUUACCUAUCAGAUAGCAGAUGAAACAAUAGUACUUAACUGAGCCCUUUCUGUGUGUCAGCCACUGUUUUUCUUUUUUUACUUUUAAAAGUUACCAUCAUUCAUAUGUAUAUAAGAACUUCUUGAGUUGUACAUUUAACAUUCAUGCACUUUAUGUAUGUUAUACCUUCAUUAAUAAGCUGUUUUGUUUGUAAACAGUUUGCCUUACAGUCUAUUGGAAAGGAAACCACUAUUGUGCUUUGGUUGGUCUGACCCUGUGCUCUCUGCCGGAUGCUGAGGUGAGAGAUGAUGGCAGCCACUGGGAAAAUAGCUCUGUUCCUGCUGAGGUUGAUGAAAUGUUCUCUUCAAACUUGUGGGGUAGUGUAUCGUCUAUGGCUCUGUGACAGUUAGAAAUCGCAAAAUUUGGUGUAAUGGUCUCUGCAACAAAAAUUUCAUUCUGAAUGAAUCUGCCAUCUGUUCUCAUAACACUUUAAUCAUGCAUCAAAUAUUAUAAAAAAUGCCUUGCAAAGUAGUUUGUGGUUUGUAUUCUUGUGCUUGUAUCCACUACUAUGGUAGGAAAGACAAGGACAAAUGAUGAGUCUUGCUUUCAUCUGUGUUUCCCUCAGUGCCUAGUAUAUAUAGUGCCUUUCAUUCGGUUGGAAUGUACAAUAAAUGUUCAUUAAACUAUUUUUUCUCUCUUUA